GAGUACCUAGGUAGCAACGUAACAUUUGCAGUUCUUACAUAGAUAGGUAUUCUUAGUUGCCGUACUUGAAAUUGUCAUAGCCGCUAUAAGAAAUCUGCUGUCAGCCUUACUUCAGGUUAACUCCUUCCUCAAAUCCAAAGAAUGUUCUCUCCAACUUAUAGCCACAGUUCUUCAGUCAUAUCACACCUUGCUACCCAGAAAUAUAGAGCUCUUUUCUAUGUCCAAGCCUCUAAUCCUGGUCCAAGAGGGUUGGUAUAGAUUCAAAGCUGCAGUUGAGAAUGGCCUCCCAAUUUAACCUAACCGCCCUCAGAGGAACUCCCCUGGAACAACUGGAAACGACGCCACUUAUGGCACCGCCGCCUGGUUUUCAUUCAAACUUCAUCAACCCUCCCUCCCAAUCGACUAGGAUUUUGAUUAUCACAGGAAUUACAGUGCCUUUGAUUUUCAUAUUCGCGGGGCUACGCAUAUAUGUUCGGAUUAUGAUCAAUGGAGUGUUUACCAUGGACGACCACUUAUGUAUACUCUCUGCUUUCCUUUCCAUGGCAUAUACUGGCUUAACUCUUGCAAUGCUCGAUACCCCUGGGAAAGGGCCAGCUGGGCCACACAUGUGGGACGUUCCUCUGAUACGUAUAACGGACAACUAUCUCAGGGAAACACUGGCUACUUCAUGUCUAUUCGCAAUCGCCUCGACGACCGUUAAAACAUCAAUUCUCAUAUUUUUUGCCAGGCUCUUUGGUCGUUUCAGAUCUGCGAGACUUAUGUCCUGGUCGGGUACCGUGAUUGUUACUUUGUUCUACACCGCCUGGAUUAUUCCGUCUCUACCCCUUUGCGUCACGAAUUUGUCGACAUCACAAACUUGCUCGAAGUUCAUCUCGGAUAUGUCGCUUGCUCAUGGAAUCUUUAGCACGUUCUCCGACUUCUAUAUUCUUUUUAUUCCCAUAUAUAUGAUCUCACACAUCCAACUCUCUCCGCGGAAACAAUACGGCGCUAUUGGCAUUUUCCUCACGGGUUUGGCGUAUACUCUCCGCUUUCCAGAACCAUACAUUUUCUAGGCAGCAACACUAAUAUUUUCAAGGGCAUGUGGCACAUCUAUAGCUGGCACAUACUACCGUUUCCAAUUUUCACGAUCUACUGAUUUAACAUGGACAACGGUUCCAGUCUAUGCCACGGUGUAAGUGAAACCCCGAUAUCUAUAUGAGGCAGGCCCUGCGGCAGUAUGUCACUAAGCAUCUUGCAGCAUACUCGAGUUAAACAUUGGCAUCAUCUGCGCCUGCAUGCCGGUCGUCUUCAUACUGUUCAAAAGAGGUACUCGGAGUGUUAAAAAUCACUGCUCGGCCGGGCUUCGAACGCUCACCGGGGGGGCCCUGGGCAAAUCCGGCGGAGAUGAAAUCAUUAUGGGAGAUAGGAAUAUGCCAUGUAGACCACGCGCAACCAUAGUUGGCGUGCGUACUGUCGUGCAUCAGGUUCAUUAUGAGAAUACGACUGCAGGUAGUCGCUGGGCAAAUACUUAUGAUUCACUUGAAUCUGCAGAUAAUGACAAUGCCGCCCCAACAACACAUGAAUACAGGCCAUACGAUGUGACAAUCACAGCAGGAUGAUCUCAUCCCGAGGGGGGUGUACGCUGUGGGUAAGAUCCCGAGGUAACAAAAAGGUCAAGGCUGAUAUCUCGUCAUUGAUAGACAUAUAGAUAGCGUUGUUUAACAAUAAAAACUCUUAAUAAUUUUUA
Messenger RNA from Annulohypoxylon maeteangense, 1726 nucleotides. RefSeq lists its product as uncharacterized. Lineage: Eukaryota; Fungi; Ascomycota; Sordariomycetes; Xylariales; Hypoxylaceae. The transcript has 5 exons. The record is from RefSeq and is a predicted model, not a curated record. Bases 279 to 1052 code for a protein of 257 amino acids.